AACUUUGAAGAUUGACCCACGUCUCCUGUUCCGAUGCCUUCCAAGUUCCGCCACGCGUUCAUCUCAUAUAGAUAUAAAGCCCAACUCCCCCCUUCCCCCACUCUCAGGCUCUUACAAACAUCGUCAUCCAAGACCAGCUGCCUUGUAAUACAUCUCUCGUCUCCAUUCUUCUUCAACCCUUUUUGUCUCAGCAAUCAAUUUUACAUUACAAUGGAGAAUACUGAAGGAUACAGUCCAAACCUCGUCUUUGCUUUCUAUUUAGUUGGUUUUGUUGGGUUCCCCAUCUUUCAAAGAAUUCAAAAUUCUGCAAUCAGAAUUCUCCAGUUUUACUCAGGUUUUUUUCAAUCCCAACUAGACGUUGUAGUUGAUACUGAUUUGAAUGUUCAACCUAAGAAGAAAAGCCCAAAUCCUCAACGUUUGAACAAACAGUUAAGCUUUCAUGAGAAGGUAGAUGAUGGAAAGCUAUGCCGAGGAGUAGAGAUGGUGAUGGAGAAGUUGGGCAUCUCUUGUGACCCAGAUGGAGAGAAGCUUCAGGAGAAACUGGGUUUGGACGGGCUUUUGCACCUGUUCGAGGAAAAGGACCCUACCUUCGAGGAGCUGAAGGAAGCUUUUGAGGUGUUCGAUGAGAACAGAGAUGGGUACAUUGAUGCAGGGGAGCUACAGAGAGUUCUCUUCGACCUGGGCUUCGUGGAAGGAUUGGAGUUGGGGGACUGCAAGAGGAUGAUUGCAGCCUUUGACACCAAUGAAGAUGAAAGGAUUGAUUUCAAUGAAUUUGAGAAAAUUAUGGAGAAUAGCUUUUGCUGAAUUUUUUCUUUCUUUUGUAAAGUGAUUGAUAUUUCAGUGGCAGAUUUUAGAUUCAAUUGAAACAAUUGAAACAAAUAAUUUGUUGGCUUA
This is a messenger RNA of Macadamia integrifolia, 894 nucleotides long. RefSeq names its product probable calcium-binding protein CML46. Bases 34 to 804 code for a protein of 256 amino acids. The record is from RefSeq and is a predicted model, not a curated record. The transcript has a single exon. Gene Ontology annotation, molecular function: calcium ion binding. NCBI's taxonomy places the organism in Eukaryota, Viridiplantae, Streptophyta, Magnoliopsida, Proteales, Proteaceae.